CGGCAGAUCGCAAACAUAUUCACGGAAAUACCACGGGCAUUGGCGAGCUGUGCAUCUGGGCUGAUUGAUUCUGUGACUGGAGGAGUAGGGAGAGCAAAAUGAGUCGCGGUGCUGGAACAGGAGCGAAAGGGAAGAAGAAGGGAGCGACGUUCGUUAUUGACUGCUCGAAGCCGGUGGAGGAUAAGAUCAUGGACAUUGCCUCACUGGAAAAGUUUCUUCAGGAGAGGAUUAAGGUCGGCGGAAAGGCUGGUGCCCUCGGUGACGACAUCACCGUGACACGAGAGAAGUCUAAGAUCACAGUUACCUCCAGCAACGACUUCUCUAAGAGAUAUCUUAAGUACUUGACUAAGAAAUAUUUGAAGAAACACAAUGUGCGUGAUUGGCUUCGGGUGAUUUCCUCCAACAAAGAUAGGAAUGUUUACGAAUUGCGGUACUUCAACAUAGCUGAGAACGAAGGGGAAGAGGAAGAGUAGAGACCUAGCUCUGUAUCUUAUAUUAUCCAUUUGGUUUACUUAUUUUAAGCUUCUUUAUAUACUUUGCCUGUUAGACUACAGACUUGCUGCAGUUGUUUUCUGACCUUCCGUAAUACAUUAUCUGCUGAAAUUUUGGUAACUUAGAACGGUUGUUCUAUUCUUGUAAGGGCAAUUGGAUGUGAUGCAAUUUCUUCCGCUUAUGUUCACCUAUUUUGCUUAGUUAUACUUACAGUAAGGAAUUGCAUUCCA
Messenger RNA from Tripterygium wilfordii, 722 nucleotides. Its product is annotated as 60S ribosomal protein L22-2-like. Gene Ontology annotation, cellular component: ribosome. The record is from RefSeq and is a predicted model, not a curated record. The coding region runs from base 99 to 473 and encodes 124 amino acids. Gene Ontology annotation, molecular function: RNA binding; structural constituent of ribosome. Lineage: Eukaryota; Viridiplantae; Streptophyta; Magnoliopsida; Celastrales; Celastraceae. Gene Ontology annotation, biological process: cytoplasmic translation. The transcript has 2 exons.